UAAAUAUAUUACCUUACGUUUUUGGUCAGCAUACAGUUAUAGUCAACCAAAUAAUUAUGUUGCUUUAUCUUAUCUAUGUCACAACAAUAUAUAAGAAAGGUUGGGUAAACAUUUUUAACACAAACAAAAAAUGAAAAUGAUUAUCAACCUCUCUCUAAUAAAAAUGGUGGUUACUCUGUUUCUUCUUGCAUUUGGUCUUGUCCAGGCUAGGUACCCAACUUCCUCAACUGAAUCAUUUCAUUCUAUACCAGACAUAAGUGCAAAAACAUCAGUAAACCAAUAUCCCGGCGUGACACAUCCAUUUUUACCUCCAACACAUCCACCACCACCACAUAAAAACGUGCAGAUGUCAAUAAACCAAUAUCCAGGUGUGACACAUCCAUUUUAUCCUCCGUCACACGGGAAACAUCCACCACCACCACAUAAGAACGUGAAGAUGUCAGCAAACCAAUAUCCAGGUGUGACACAUCCAUUUUACCCUCCAUCACACGGAAAACAUCCACCACCACCACAUAAGAACGUGAAGAUGUCAGCAAACCAAUAUCCAGGUGUGACACAUCCAUUUUAUCCUCCAUCACACGGAAAACAUCCACCACCACCACAUAAGAACGUGAAGAUGUCGGCAAAUCAAUAUCCAGGUGUGACACAUCCAUUUUUACCUCCAACACAUGGAAAACAUCCACCACCACCACAUAAGUACGUGAAGAUGUCAACAAACCAAUAUCCAGGUGUGACACAUCCAUUUUUACCUCCAACACAUGGAAAACAUCCACCACCACCACCUAAAAAUGUGAAAAUGUCACCAAACUAAUAAUAUACAUAUAGUUUUGUCAUUCGGGUUAUAAAAGUUGCACCCCAUAAACUCAUAUGUUUUCUAAUUAAAAUAAAUGUAAUACAUGACAAUGUAAAACUUGUUUGGUAUUAUAGUCCAUUUUCUAUCAUAAAUAUAGUUUUGUCAUUCGGGUUAUAAAAGUUGCACCCCAUAAACUUAUAUGUUUUCUAAUUAAAAUAAAUGUAAUACAUGACAAUGUAAAACUUGUUUGGUAUUA
Camelina sativa (false flax) is the source of this 1049-nucleotide messenger RNA. RefSeq lists its product as uncharacterized. NCBI's taxonomy places the organism in Eukaryota, Viridiplantae, Streptophyta, Magnoliopsida, Brassicales, Brassicaceae. The record is from RefSeq and is a predicted model, not a curated record.